Messenger RNA from Paramecium primaurelia, 2660 nucleotides. The record is from the annotation of a GenBank genome assembly. Lineage: Eukaryota; Ciliophora; Oligohymenophorea; Peniculida; Parameciidae.
AUGGAUAUUUAGCAAUUUGAAAAAGAACUUGUAACAAAACUUUAAUUCAAAGCUUCUUCAAGAAUUGGUGUUGAAACAGUUUUACUCAAAAUUUUCAAAUUCUUUGACCUCAGCAAUGAGGGAAAUUUGAAAAAACAAGACUUUUUAAAAGCAAUAGCAAAAGCAGGUGUUACGAUUUCAGAUUAAGAUGUAAAAGAAUUUCAUAAAUUUAGUUUGGAGAAAGACUUUGGACAACAUAUUCUGUUAAUGAAUAACUAAAUUAUAAGGAGUUUAUUAAUAGAGUUGUUGGGAAGCAAUCAUUAGAGGAAUAAGCAGAAUCAAGAAUUGUAUAAACAGGAAAUCCUUUAGAAUAACUAAGAUUAAAAUUACAAUUAAAGGGAGCAUUAGGCAUAUUGAAUUUAGCAAUAAGUUUACCAAGUUAAUUUACUGCUUAGCAAUUACAAGAUUAUUUGAAAAGAAAUAAUAUAGAAGUGGAUGGAUUGUAUUAAUUAUUCAAUGGAGAGUAUAUGAGUGCUUCAAAUUUGAUUAAUUAAAUUAAGGGUCAAUAUUUGAAUUAAUCAAGGUAAGGAGUAGUUUCAGAUGUAUUUUACACAUUUGAAUAAAGAGAAAUUAGUCCAUAAUAAUUAGUGAAUAGAUUUAAUGCAGAUAGACAUCCUGAAAUUAAAAUACUAUGUAGAUCACCUAAUGAUGUUAGAGAAGAAUUUUUAUCAGGAUUAAGUGUCUAUCUAUAAUUAAGAGGGAUUAAAAUGUUAACAAUAUAAGAUUUUUUUGAUUUUUACUCUUAUUUUGGAUUUUAUGUGACAAAUGAUGAGAUUUUUAAGACUAUAAUAGCUUCAGUUUGGGAUUUAAAUUAAUUUUAAUAAUAAGGUCCAUAAUAUGGUACUCCACCACAUAGUGUUAAAUAAUAAUAAUAAUUAAAUUAUUCUCCUGAAUCAUAGAAUAUAAUAACAAAUCCUUAAAUUGUCUAAUAAUUAAAUUUUUCCCCAUCUUAAGAUAAAUCUGUAAAAUCUUAUCAAUAAUAAUAAUAAUAAUAAUAAUAACAACGUUAAUCAGUUCCAAAAUCAGUCAAAUCUCAUUAAUCAAAUGCAUCUUAGAUGUCAUCAACAUCUAGAUAAGUUGAAUUAAUAGUUUAAAGAAUAAGAAAUAGAUUAAUAUCAAGAGGAGCAAGAGGAUUCAUAUCUUUAUAUAGAGUUGGAAAAAUCUUAGAUGCUGAUCAUGAUGGGAUGUUGAAUUUAACUGAGUUUAGAAAGGCAAUUAGAGAUCAUAAAAUAGAAGUGACAGAUCCUGAAAUAGAUCUUGUAUUCUAAUAUUUUGAUAGAGAAUCAUCAGGAAUGAUAGAUUUAUGGGGUUUUAUGUUUGUAUUAAGAGGUGAAAUGUCAUAAUUAAGAACUUAAUUAAUAGAAUAAUUAUUUGAAAAAUAUAGAACAAAUGAUUAUAUAACAUUGUCAACAUUAAGAAAUAAUUUUAUAUGUAGAAACCAUCCAGAUUUAAAAAGUGGAAAGAAAAGUGAUGAUGAAAUCAUAUAAGAUUUUUUUGAACCAUUAUAAUAAUUACAUAAUAUAAAUGGAGGAUUUGGUAAUGAAAAUAUUACAAGAGAAGAAUUAUUAGAAUUCUUUAGUAAUUAUAGUGCUUCAAUACCUGAUGAUAAAUAUUUUGAAUAGAUAAUUGUAAAUGUAUUUAGAUUGUUAUAAGAUGGAAAUAAGAAUCAUCAUGCUGGUAAUAAAUAAGUUUUUGAACCAGAUCAUAAAAGAAGUUAUUUAUAAGAUCAUCAUAGAUAUGUAUUAUAAGGUGGUAGUGUUUCUGCAAAUGCACCAUUUGGAACAUUUACCUAAUAAGAAUAAUUAGCUUAAUCAAGACCUUCUGUUGGUUAUAAUUAACCAGCAUCAUUUAAUAUAUUUAAACCAUUAGAAGAUGUCAAAGUUAAUUAAAAUGGAUCAUAAAUUUAAUAAAUCCCUCUAUCCUAAUCAUAGAUUUCAUAAUAAUCAUAAUAAUAAUAAGAAAUAGAAAAAAGUGUUAAAUCAAGUAAAUAAAAAAUGGAUGGUGUUUAAAUUCUUAGAAAUAAAAUAUGUUAAAGAGGAUUAAGAGGAUUAAUAAAUAUUUAGUAUAGAUUUUAAUUGUAUGAUAAAUCUCAUUUGAAUGCACUAUCUUAUUAGGAAUGGAAGAAUUGUUUUAAAUAAUGGAGAUUAGAAGUUAGUGAUUAAAUUUUAGAUGAAGUUUUUUAAUAAUUUUAAACAAAUGGAAUGAUGAAUUAUGAUGGAUUUAUAAAAUAAGUUUAAGGUACUAUGAGUUUAAGGAAAUUUAAUGCUGUUCAAUAAGCAUUUGAAUCUCUUCCUAAGGCUACAAUUGAUAUAGUUAAAUGUAAUUUAAAUUAAAUAAAUAAUAGAAUAAUUCAAUGCUAAAGAUCAUCCUGAUGUAAGAGCUAAUAGAAAAAGAGAAGAUGAUGUUUUAUGUGAAUUUAUAGACACUUUUGAAUAACAUCACUUUGUUUUUGUAUUAAUAUUUAUCUAUAUUAAUAGACAGGUGGAGAUUAUGUGAAAAAUCCAAAUGUAACUUUUGAAGAAUUUAUUGGAUAUUACAAUAAUAUAAAUGUGUUAAUUGAAGAUGACAUUUAAUUUGAAUAACAUAUUUAAUCGGUAUGGAAUUUAAGAAGGAGAUUCUGA